AUGAGUUGGGUCUUACCAAACGAGGACGCCGUGACGCUGGGCGAGCUAAAUGGCGAGCUCUACAGCGUCUCCAAGAGGGACGCUGCACAUGUGGGCGACGAAUUCGUCAGGCGCGGCGGCUGCGUUUUCCCGCCAGCACGCGUAGCGAGCUCCAAACCGCGCCCAUUCGGCCAGGGAGAGUCACUGACUGAUGAGCAGGAUGAGGAGCUGGACUCGGGGGCUUUGAGGCUCGUAAAGCGCGCACUUAAAAGAGCAAAGAGCUUCCUGGUGGACGACGAAUUGGAUGUGCUAAAUCGCGCGCUAAACGCUGUCGGAAGCACCGCGCAGAGGCUAUUGAAGAUUGCAACAGACGACGAGGAGCUGGAGCAGGAGACUUUGGAUACGACCACCAAUGGCGAGAGUAUCGUGGACAUGAGCUGGCACCCGACUCGAAACGUGCUGGCCGUUGCACAGCUAGAUGGCGUUGUGGCGCUGUACAGCGUGGAGAGCGCGUCGUGGGACGCUCGAGUGCUGGAGCAUCCCAAACAAGUCGACAUCGGCAGCAUUGAAUGGGGCAAGUUCACGGGUGACACGCUGGCCGUCGCGUGCAGAACGGGUCUGCUCUUGUGGAAGCUGCCGAGGGAGAGCAAGGAACCAGUGCUGCAAGAGAUCUUGAAGCACCCGAGCCAUGACAGGUUCAGUCAGGUAUGCUGGAACGCUGAUGGGAGCUUACUGGCGGCGUUCACAAAAGGAUCCAAGUCGGUGAUUGUGUUUGACACCAUCUUCUCAAGACAUACGGAGCUGCAGAGCCCUUACAAGUUGUCGUCGCUGUAUUGGUCGCCCACAGGAGAGUAUUUAUUCGUCAUUACCGAGAGUGGUGUGUCAUUGAUGUGGGAGACGCUGACAUGGAAGAGAGAAACAUGGGAGGUGGCUGCAGGGGGCUGCGGAUGGUCGAGCGAUGGGCGUUGUUUACUCGUGGGUCUUCGUAAUAGUGCCCUCUUGUACCCAUACAUCUUCCAAGGUUGCCCUCCCUCGAUAGACGUACAGAUUAGCUCACCUGCUCUUGAUUUCGCUGAGAAGGAGCUCUUUUCACUCAACCGAAGUACCUCUGCUAUUGUAGGCGGCAAGAUCCAGGACGUUGCAUGGGACCCCAGUGGAUCAAGAGUAGCUGUCACGUAUCAGACAUCAGCUAUCGGUUCCCACGAGGCUGGUACUGCGAAGCUGGUUGCCAUUUUCAGCGUGGCAUGGCAGCCGUUCCUGAUUUUCACUCGCAGUGGGCUUUUGCGGGGGCCUCCUAACGCCGGCGUACCGCGGAGGCUGGCAUUCGCUUCAAACUUCAAGCAUGGAGCAUUGCUGAGUGUUGCUUGGAGCAGCGGCUUGAUCUCGUUCCACCCAUUCUACUUGAAAGACCCGAAGGCUCCGUAG
Messenger RNA from Phytophthora infestans T30-4, 1404 nucleotides. RefSeq lists its product as uncharacterized. Gene Ontology annotation, biological process: nucleocytoplasmic transport. Gene Ontology annotation, cellular component: nuclear pore. Gene Ontology annotation, molecular function: protein binding. The transcript is spliced from 6 exons. The record is from RefSeq and is a predicted model, not a curated record. Lineage: Eukaryota; Oomycota; Peronosporomycetes; Peronosporales; Peronosporaceae. The coding region runs from base 1 to 1404 and encodes 467 amino acids.